AUGGAUAUCAAGAAUGCAUUUCUCAAUGGUGAUCUCAUUGAGGAAGUUUAUUUGCAACCCCCUCCUGGUUUUUCUGUUCCUUCAAACAAGACAGAGCGCGAUAUUAUUCUCUUUCUCCUCUAUGUGGAUGAUAUGAUUAUCACUGGAGAUGACACAGUGGGUAUUUCUAGUCUCAAACAGUUUCUUCAUCGCCAGUUUGAGAUGAAAGAUUUGGGUGCACUUAGCUACUUCCUUGGCUUGGAAAUUUCUCAAGAUUCCUCUGGUUAUUUUCUUACCCAGGCCAAGUAUGCUUCUGAUCUCUUGGCUUGUGCUAGCCUUAUCAAUUGCAAGAUUGUCACUACUCCAGUUGAUCCUCAGACUCGUCUUACACCUCUUGAUGGCCCCCUAUUGUCAAAUGCCACUUUAUAUCGUCAGCUAGUUGGUAGUCUUAUGUAUCUCACAGUUACUCGUCCAGAUAUUGAACACUUCAACCUAUUUGUGGCAGUUUAUUGA
This is a messenger RNA of Camellia sinensis, 492 nucleotides long. The record is from RefSeq and is a predicted model, not a curated record. NCBI's taxonomy places the organism in Eukaryota, Viridiplantae, Streptophyta, Magnoliopsida, Ericales, Theaceae.